AUGACUUUACAAGGUUUAAGUACAGCAAAAGCAUGUGGACUUGCGGCCUAUGGAUGUGUUCUCUGGGGUGCGGCUGCGCUCACAGUUCGGCAUGCAGGACCGGCUUGCUACAACACCGAUUUGGGGAAAACUCUUAUGAUGGUCGCUGCUGUGCCAGGUUCUUAUAUACUGGUCCGUAGCGUUGAUAAGCUAUUUUCCCUGAGUUCAAAAGAAAGACUCGCCGCAGUAACAUUAGUUACUGCUAGUGCGCUGAUAAUGGACGGUCUUGCUGUUACAGGGUUUCCAAGUAUAUACGAAAAUGAGUCAUUGAAAGCAAAAAAUGUAGAUUUGGCUCGCUCGAUCGCCAGAGACGGAACUGGAUGGGUAUUCUUCGGUGCUGGAGUUGGACUAGCAAUUGCUCUUGUUAUUUCAUAA
Molecule: messenger RNA, 414 nt
Organism: Rotaria sp. Silwood2
Lineage: Eukaryota; Metazoa; Rotifera; Eurotatoria; Philodinida; Philodinidae
Source: the annotation of a GenBank genome assembly